GCCGCGGCCGCGUACGUGAGCGCUGUGUCCCGGCGAAAGGCUGGCCAGGUGGGCGCGCACGGAGCCAAGGCGGGCGAGCUGCGCGGGGCCGGGCCGGCGGCGCUGGACGAGCCAGGCGAGCAGCGCGAAGGCAGGAUGGCAAGUGUACUGUCACGGCGCCUUGGCAAGCGAUCCCUCCUGGGAGCCCGAGUGUCUGUCCCCAAUGCCUCUGGAGAUGGCUUAGCAGCGGCAGCCCAGCCCUCAGGUUCCCAUGCUGAGAUGGUUGGGGUGGUUGCCCCCCAACCUUUCCCUGCCUACAAGGACAACCACUGCCAGGAACAUCCUAAGGAGAUCCUCAUGGCCUCUGGUGCCCCAGGUCUACAGCAGGUGGUGUUUCAGCCAGGGCAGAAGGUCUGUGUGUGGUAUGGGGGCCAGGAGUGUAUGGGAGUGGUGGAGCAGCACAGUUGGGCAGAAGAUAAGGUGACGGUUCUGCUGCUGGACCAGAAAUUACAAAUCUGCUGCAAAUCAGAGGAGGUGUGGUUGCCGGAGCUGAAGGGCUCAGUGCCUCCACCACCACCCACCGUCGAACAGGCAACUCCUCCUACGGCAUACAGAUCCGUCUCCAGGAAUAUUGAUGUCCCAAAGAGGAAGUCUGAUGCGGUGGAGAUGGAUGAGAUGAUGGCGGCCAUGGUCCUGACCACCCUGUCUUGCAGCCCCGUAGUGCAAAGUCCUCCUGGCAUUGAGUGCAAUUUACCUGCUUCCCGAGCAGCCUGUGACCUGUGGAAGGAGAGUGGGGAUGUGUCAGACAGUGGCAGCAGCACCACCAGUGGGCACUGGAGUGGGGGCAGUGGCAUCUCCACCCCAUCUCCUCCCCACCCUCAAGCAAGCCCCAAAUAUUCAGGUGAGGCCUUUGGCUCACCGAAAGCUGACAAUGGCUUUGAGACGGACCCUGAUCCUUUCCUGAUGGACGAGCCAGCCCCACGAAAGAGAAAGAACUCAGUGAAGGUGAUGUACAAGUGUCUGUGGCCAAACUGUGGCAAAGUCCUGCGCUCCAUUGUGGGUAUCAAGAGGCAUGUCAAGACCCUCCACCUGGGGGACAGUGUGGACUCUGACCAGUGGAAACGGGAAGAGGAUUUCUACUACACAGAGGUGCAGAUGAAGGAGGAAGCAGCUGCUGUGGCAGUUGCUCCUUCCACUGCUGAGACAGUUCCCGUCCAGAAUCUGGCCAGCCCACCCCUUGCCAUCCUACCACCACCCCUGCCCCAGGCAGAGUCCUUAGUCCUGGAACACCCUGUCUUGGAACCUUACUUGCCCACUGGUGCUCUCAGCAAAUCGGCCCCUGGCUCGUUUUGGCACAUUCAAGCCGACCAUGCAUAUCAGGCACUACCAUCAAUCCAGAUCCCAGUAUCUCCACACAUAUAUACCAGCAUUAGCUGGGCUGCUGCCACUUCUACUAUCCCAUCCCUCUCUCCGGUCCGGAGCAGGUCACUAAGCUUCAGUGAACCCCAGCAGCCACCACCUACGCUGAAAUCCCACCUGAUUGUCACAUCACCACCCCGAUCCCAGAGCAGCACCAGGAAAGCCCGUGGAGAAGCCAAGAAGUGCCGUAAGGUAUAUGGCAUAGAACAUCGGGAUCAGUGGUGCACAGCCUGUCGGUGGAAAAAGGCCUGUCAACGAUUCCUGGAUUGAACUUGUUGAACCUGCUCAACUUCUUACUUCCCUGGUUCCAGAGCCCAUCCCCACCCAGGCCCUGACCUGGCAGCCCAGAGGAGGAAUUGAUGCAGCAGUGUCUCCUAAGCCUCCAGCAGUGACAUAACAAUUCAAGUUCAUCUUUUGAGUGUGGGAUGUAUUGGUCAAGGUUUAACUGGGUUUUUUUUUUCUUUAAUUCUUCUUACUCUUUUUUUUUUGUGGGGAUGCUUUAUUCUGUUUUUGGAAACGCAAAGGAAACGAGAGAAUUUUUCCUUCCCAUUGGUCACAGAAAACAAGAGAGUCAGAGCCAAUGAUUUGUAUGCUCUGUAGUGACCCAGAGACCAAAGAAUUAUUUUCUUUUUCCUUCUGUUAUUUUCCUCCUAUGCCUGGGGCAGGUUCUUCUGAUGCCCAUGGAAGGAGCAGCUCUCUCAGUAUAGUUGCUCAGUUGGCGGAUUCUCUCAAAUCUUCAGAGAGGAACUGUGUGUGCCCAGGAGAGGCAAGAUGAAUUUUUUUAAAGCGACUCCACUGGUCACAUGAGGAGAGGAGGUUCUGAUGCUGAUAGACAUGGAAAGUCUGGAGAAAAGAAUGCUUGGCUAUUUGACCAAGUGCAUUUAAUCUGUCAGACUUCAGGAGAAGGAAAGAUCUUUUUUCAUCUAGUAGCAUCCAUGGAGUGAAAGGACAUUUUAUCUUUUAGUAAUACGUGUGUUCAAACUAUUUUAAUAUGGGUUCUUUUAGACAUUGGGUUUCACCCCCAGCCCGUCUCAUUUGGUUCUUGAAAGCUUGGCCUAAUGGAUUUUUAAGAGUCUCCACACCAAGCCAGGCCAGAGGGUAAUAGUGACCUCCCACAUUUCAAAGGGUGAAUCAAAACUGCUUUGAGCAUUUAAGUUUUUUUUCUAUUUCAGUGAGGAAAUGCUGGAGGUUGUUAUAACCUCCCCUGAAACCUGCACUGCCACCCAAAGUGAAAUCCCUUAAUCUUUUAGCCCUCUUAUUAUAGAAAUAAGCCACAUUUUAAAAAACCACACCUCUUUGAGGUUUUUCCCUUAUGUUUUAUCUUGCUAACCUCUUCCCUUAUUGAUCCUUAAGAGACCAUAAUAGGUUCCUCAACCUCUCCCAUUCUCAUUGUGGACAGUCUUUCCCCUCCCACUCCUCUCCCUGCUGCUGGAGGUAUGACUGGUUCUGGAGGGGGAGGGGGACAGGGGAAAGAUUAGGUGAAGGGUAUAGAUGAUGAUGGGUGGCAACUGAGGAAUGGAGAAGGAAGUUGAGGGGCCCCAGAUUCUACUCUUGUCUAAUUUGCCUGUCUGAGAAAGGACAGUUCUGAUGUCCACUGUGAGCAUCCCAUGAACUCCCAAGCUCAGAGGGUCAAGUUCUAGAUUCUGUUAUCUGUGCUUUGUCAAGGCCGUGUGGAGGCAUGGGUCCAUCCAUGGCGUAUCACCCUUGAAACUUAAAAGUCCUAGCUUCUAAAGCUGGUGGCAGGUAGGGUGGCAUGUGGGGUAAAGGGAAUUCUAAGGGAUGUGGGAUGAAGGUUGUAAGACUCAUGUGAAGGCCAUGUGGGAUGGACCUAGGGACCACUGGAAUAUAAGUUCCUUAAAGGUCUUUGGGGACCAAAACCCUUAGCUGCAGUGCCUUGCUCGUAGAGUUAGAUGAGCAAAAAUGGUGUAUUUGUAUCCAAGAUUAGGCAUCAGGAGCUUGGGUCACUUGGAGGAUCUGGUAAUGACCUGACAGAGACAUGGCCUGAGAGAAGUAAGGAAGUAAGGCACAGUCCUUGUGUUCCUCUUAGUUCCUACCUUCCCUCUGCUUUAUGGCAACCUAUUUGACAAAGUCCAGAGGACAUGCAUUCGGCAUUCCCUGGAGCCUAUCUGAAUAGGUGCCUGCUUGCCUUAGGAGGAAACCUGUAUGUACAUUAUUAUAGAAGGCUAAAACUCAGGGAACCACACCAAGCCACCUCAGCUGGGAUUUUGUCAGAGCAGUGCCUGCCCCUGGGUUCUAGACUGAGUUCUCACAUCCCUGCAAACACUCAGCCACCAAAGUUCAUUUACUUAAGUGAGCUGUCGAAACAUGGGAGUUUUGCUUAAAUUUUCUCCUAACAAAACUGCAAAUGUAGCCAUAGAGAGCAUGAUAUCAUGACUCAUCCAAGCAAGCUGGACUGGGGUGAUAAGGAGGGAGAGGAAAUCAGAGAAAACUGCCUUAUGGCAGUGAAAUAUAUUUUUGUAACUUUGUAAAAUGCUUCUAAGUUGGAAUUCUUGUUCCUGUUCAAGCUAGAAACUAGGCCAGGGAAAAAGGGGGCCGCUUUCUUCCUCCCAUGUGUCUGUCCUGGGUCAAAACUGAAUUUCAGUCCAGAAUAAAACUUUACCUAACUCCCUUACUUCCUUACUUCCCUUUCUUCUAUAUAUGAGAAGAAACUAGUCCUUGCUUGUUGCCUUGAUCAUUUGUCAAAUUCCCCCUGAGGUAAAUGUAUCAUUCUGAGAAGUGCAAGAGAUGGGAUCAAUCUUUUCUUUCGAGACCAAAAUGUUCACUUGGCCUCUCCUCCAAGACAUCUUUGGUAAAAAGUUGCUUCUCAGGGUCUGGAUAGUAUAGACUAGCUAGGCGUGAAGGUUUUCUAAAUUAGCAAGUUAUCCUUCCAGUGACACUGGUACAGCAGAACAAAUGGAAGGCAGGAGAACACACUGACAGAACCACAAGUAUAAAAAUCCAAAUAACUUUCAGUUCAGGUCCUUCUUAUGUCUACUCUAUUUCAUAUUCCACUCUGGUGGUGGCAUGUGCCCUGCCCUGCAUCAGUCACACCUCCAUUUUCUUGCUGUUGUGUUGGUUCUUGACAUUUGGUCUAUCCUUGGGGUAAAAAGAAAAUCUCAAUUAUUUUUUCUCUGCAGGGGUGGUUUGUGAGUUGAUCGGGUAAAAAACUCCCGUCUGCUUCAUCUCUCUUCACUUCUCAGCCUCUCCAGGUGAUGGAUUCUGAUUGUUGGAAGACAGGGUAGAAGGAACACUUCUCAGUAGAAGGCCUCUCAGCACUUGAGUAUAUGAGGUGUGACUUGGAAUAAUGUUGCUUUACAAAACAAAAACAAAAAAAAAUGUAUAUGUUCAAGUGAACUCCUUGUCAAAGGAGUCACCUUAAGAGGUGAUGCACUUAUUCCAAUGCUGCUGCUCAAAACAUUUUUGAAAUGAAACACCCCCUCCCCUUCCCUUUUUUGCCCUUGUCAGUGUCAGCAGUGGUGUUAAGUCCUUGUCAUUUGUGAGUGUAUUCAAUUAAAAAAAAAAGCAUUUAGAACCACACCUGGAAAAGAAGUUGGGUUAUCAGGCUAGGUGAUACUAUAUGUUUAAAAACAUGGUGUGAUUAUAAGGUAACGAAAGCAGAGAGAGACGAGUGUAUAGUUCAUUGAUACUCUUUGGAGACAAUUCUUUUUGUCUUUACUUAAAAGAAAUUUUUUUAUAUAUAUCUUUGGUCUUUAUGUCCUCUAUAUUUCCCCAGUGUAUCUGUCAGCCCUCCCACUUCUGAGAGCCAUCCCUUAUAAUGAAGAAUAAAAUAUAAGGGGGAAGAAAAGUUCAGCAAAACUGACCAAUACAUUGAAAAAAAUGAUACUAUCUGUAGUGUCUCACACCCAUGGGUCCCCCACUUCUUUCUGCCAGUCGGAGACACUCAUAAAGGAGGAAUCCCAAAGACGUUUUGAGCAGUGGCAACAUCGUUGAAAUGAUUGUGUAGCCUCCCGAUUAAGGAGAACACUUAUUUGGAUGUAUGAGUUCUGGUCUGUUGAAACAAUCCACAUCGUUCUCUUAUAGUCACACCUUAUAAAAUCCGAGAAUACCAUCCUAGGGACUGGCUAUUUACUAGGGGCAAGGAAGAGAAAAGGGGGAUACAUCCCAGAUCUGUGAAUUUGUCUUACUGGAGCUUUUUUCCUUCCCAGCUGUCUUCCAAGUAUUAUUUUUAUUGUUAAAAAAAAUUUUUAAAUGUGAAAUGUAAUGUUUUUACUGCAGCAAUAUGAAAUAUAUUUUAUAAGGAAUAAAAUGGAACA
Dromiciops gliroides (monito del monte) is the source of this 5672-nucleotide messenger RNA. RefSeq names its product zinc finger protein 395 (gene ZNF395). Bases 136 to 1668 code for a protein of 510 amino acids. The transcript is spliced from 10 exons. Gene Ontology annotation, cellular component: nucleus. Gene Ontology annotation, biological process: regulation of transcription by RNA polymerase II. Gene Ontology annotation, molecular function: RNA polymerase II cis-regulatory region sequence-specific DNA binding; DNA-binding transcription factor activity. The record is from RefSeq and is a predicted model, not a curated record. Lineage: Eukaryota; Metazoa; Chordata; Mammalia; Microbiotheria; Microbiotheriidae.